Messenger RNA from Piliocolobus tephrosceles (Ugandan red Colobus), 2989 nucleotides. Its product is annotated as transmembrane protein 87A. Gene Ontology annotation, cellular component: Golgi cisterna membrane; Golgi apparatus. The record is from RefSeq and is a predicted model, not a curated record. NCBI's taxonomy places the organism in Eukaryota, Metazoa, Chordata, Mammalia, Primates, Cercopithecidae. The transcript is spliced from 20 exons. Gene Ontology annotation, biological process: retrograde transport, endosome to Golgi. The coding region runs from base 156 to 1826 and encodes 556 amino acids.
ACAAUCUGAGGGAGGGGCCGCUACGUCGCACAGCAAACAAGCCCCGCGACGUUUCCAGGACCCGGAUAAUCCCGCCCCCAGAGGAGAGCCGGAAGAAGGCGGGACGAACCGGAAGAGGGUGAAAUGCUUUCGGUAGGAACUCCACGGCUGUGAAGAUGGCGGCGGCUGCGUGGCUUCAGGUGUUACCUGUCGUUCUUCUGCUUCUGGGAGCUCAGCCGUCACCACUGUCGCUUUUCAGUGCGGGACCGGCACCCGUAGCUGCUGCCGACCGGUCCAAGUGGCACAUUCCGAUACCGUCGGGUAAAAAUUAUUUUAGUUUUGGAAAGAUCCUCUUCAGAAAUACUACUAUCUUCCUGAAGUUUGAUGGAGAACCUUGUGACCUAUCUUUGAAUAUAACCUGGUAUCUGAAAAGUGCUGAUUGUUACAAUGAAAUCUACAACUUCAAGGCAGAAGAAGUAGAGAUGUAUUUGGAAAAACUUAAGGAAAAAAGAGGCUUGUCUGGGAGAUAUCAGACGUCAUCAAAAUUGUUCCAGAACUGCAGUGAACUCUUUAAAACACAGAGCUUUUCUGGAGAUUUUAUGCAUCGACUGCCUCUUUUAGGAGAAAAACAGGAGGCUAAGGAGAAUGGAACAAACCUUACCUUUAUUGGAGACAAAACUGCAAUGCAUGAACCAUUGCAAACCUGGCAAGAUGCACCAUACAUUUUUAUUGUACAUAUUGGCAUUUCAUCCUCAAAGGAAUCAUCAAAAGAAAAUUCACUGAGUAAUCUUUUUACCAUGACUGUUGAAGUGAAGGGUCCCUAUGAAUACCUCACGCUUGAAGACUAUCCCUUGAUGAUUUUUUUCAUGGUGAUGUGUAUUGUAUAUGUCCUGUUUGGUGUUCUAUGGCUGGCAUGGUCUGCCUGCUACUGGAGAGAUCUCCUGAGAAUUCAGUUUUGGAUUGGUGCUGUCAUAUUCCUGGGAAUGCUUGAGAAAGCUGUCUUCUAUGCAGAAUUUCAGAAUAUCCGAUACAAAGGAGAAUCUGUCCAGGGUGCUUUGAUCCUUGCAGAGCUGCUUUCAGCAGUGAAACGCUCACUGGCUCGAACCCUGGUCAUCAUAGUCAGUCUGGGAUAUGGCAUCGUCAAACCACGCCUUGGAGUCACUCUUCAUAAGGUUGUAGUAGCAGGAGCCCUCUAUCUUUUGUUCUCUGGCAUGGAAGGGGUCCUCAGAGUUACUGGGUAUUUUUCUUAUCCCUUGACUCUGAUAGUAAACCUGGCCCUCUCAGCAAUUGAUGCCUGUGUUAUUUUAUGGAUAUUUAUUAGCCUGACUCAAACAAUGAAGCUAUUAAAACUUCGGAGGAACAUUGUAAAACUCUCUUUGUAUCGGCAUUUCACCAACACGCUUAUUUUGGCAGUGGCAGCAUCUAUUGUGUUUAUCAUCUGGACAACCAUGAAGUUCAGAAUAGUGACAUGUCAGUCGGACUGGCGGGAGCUGUGGGUAGACGACGCCAUCUGGCGCUUGCUGUUCUCCAUGAUCCUCUUUGUCAUCAUGGUUCUCUGGCGACCAUCUGCAAACAACCAAAGGUUUGCCUUUUCACCAUUGUCUGAGGAAGAGGAGGAAGAUGAACAAAAGGAACCUAUGCUGAAAGAAAGCUUUGAGGGAAUGAAAAUGAGAAGUACCAAACAAGAGCCCAAUGGAAAUAGUAAAGUUAACAAAGCACAGGAAGAUGAUUUGAAGUGGGUAGAAGAGAAUGUUCCUUCUUCUGUGACAGAUGUAGCACUUCCAGCCCUUCUGGAUUCAGAUGAGGAACGAAUGAUCACACACUUUGAAAGGUCCAAAAUGGAGUAAGGAAUGGGAAGAUUUGCAGUUAAAGAUGGCUCCUAUCAGGGAAGAGAUCAGCAUCUGUGUCAGUCUUCUGUACGGCUCCAUGGGAUUAAAGGAAGCAAUGACAUUCUGAUCUGUUCCUUGAUCUUUGGGCAUUGGAGUUGGCAAGAGGUGUCAGAACAAAGAGAACAUCUUACUGAAAACAAGUUCAUAAGAUGAGAAAAAUCUGCAAGCUUCAUAUUUACAACACUGAUGCCCCCUUUCCUCCCAGACUCUGACUGGAUGUUCAUGCAACUUAAAUGUGUUGUUCCUGAACUUUCUGUAAUGUUUCAUUUUUUUAAUCUGACAAACUAAAAAGUUUAACGUCUUCUAAAGGACUGUCAUCAACACCAUAAUAUGUAAUCUCCAGGAGCAACUGCCUGUAAUUUUUAUUUAUUUAGGGAGUUACAUAGGUGAUGGGGGAAAUUGUUAACUACCUUUAAUUUUCCUGGGAAGUCAAGGUUACAUCUCGCAGAGGUUGUUUUGAGAAAAAAGGGCCCUUCUGAGUUAAGGAGCCAUAAUUCUUUGAUCAAAAGAAGAAAGAGAAACUGUUACAGUAUGAUUCAGAUCAUUUAAAAAAGCAAAAUCAAGUGCAAUUUUGUUUACAAAUGGUGUAUAUUAAAGAUUUUUCUAUUUCAGAUGUACUUUAAAGAGAAAUAUUAGCUUAACUCUUUUGACAUCUGCUAUUGUGACACAUCCCAUUGCUGGCAAUGUGGUGCACACUCCGAAACUUUUAACUACUGUUUUGUAAGCCUCCAAGGGUGGCAUUGCAGGGUCCUAGGCAAUGUUUUGCUUGCCUUUAUGCAGAGAGGUGCUCCAAGUGCUGUGAUUGAGCACCAUGCUAGAGGAACUGUAAUGCUUCAGAAGUGGUAGCUUAUACAAAGGAAACAGGUCCUGCUGGCUUAAUUUAAACAGUUGUUGCAUGAAGUAGUGUGGAGGCCCUGGACUGCUGCUCAUUCUUUAGGAUGGACUGUUCUGGUAUCUGGUAUUGGUUUAGAGCCUGUUUAUAAGGGACAUCACAAGGUGAUGGGAUUCAUUUGAAGCACUCUAUUUCUGUUUUAAUGGUUUUAUCCAAUUUUGCCUUCCCAAGAUUUUUGUUCUACAUAAAAAGUUCAUGCCACUUUUUAAUAUAAAAAAAUUUAACAAAA